UAAUUAUGAAAGGACGUGCGUGUCUUGUGUGUCUGAUACCUUGAUCAAAAAUGUUGAACUUGUUACAGAUUAUUGAUUUUCAAUAUGCUUCGAUUGAAAUUGAAUUUGAAUUAUUGCGAAUGAAAUCAAAAUUUGUUGGAUUCAAAUUGAUAUUUGUUUUCGAAGUGGUUCAGUCAUCGGCAAGUUUGAUCCGUAUCGAAUAAGGCUUGUCCACAAUGGGUGAAGUGUCUCGUUUGUCUCUGUCGUAUUUGCGCGAAGACUUGCGUAUCUUGCGGGGUACUUACUUACGACUUCACUGCUGCCGAGCGACUAUGGGCGAAACGUGCCGCAGACCUAGCCGCACAGGAGUCAGCAUCUGCCGAUGCUAGUAGUCGAAAAUCGAAAUCUUCCGUUGAAACCUCAUCUUCGGGUGGAGGUAAGGCCGCGUUUGUACCGGUGCCGCGUCGGAGUAGUACUAAGAGAAGUUCUACCGGUGAGACUUGUGCUCCACCUGGAAAGGAUGGAAGUACGACGAAGGUCGCAGCGGCGGUUUCGAGUGAAGCCAUAUUGAACGCGGUGAUUCGAAAUUUCGAUCAAACUGGCCCGUCUCCGCCUUGUCGGAUGUAUGCAACUAGUGAUGCUGCGACAUGGACUGUCGCAAAAAUUCGUGAGUUUUUACAGACAGGCUUGCCACUGCGACUUCGAGACUCAACAGCGAUCAUCGACGUCAAAGAAAUGCCGAAAGCGACGCUUGGGCCUUCGUUUCGUUUAUGACGGAAGAUGAGACGCCUUAGACGGAAACCCCUGGUCACAAGUAAUAGCAAACCAGCAGACUGCCGCGGUACAUUAGAAACAUCAGGAGCAGUCGAAUGACCACCAACAACCCAACAACAAGCUAGAUUAGCGGGUAGAAGUCGUCGGGGAAAUCUUAGGCAGAUCGCCGAGUAGAUUAGCAUCAUCAUGACGGAAGACGAGAAAAGGAAUACUAAGCACUCACGUUUUUAAGUAGGUAGAAAGUAUCUAUGUGUAUGUUUCUAGGAUUCUAAGGCCAACUACAAGAAGAUAUUAGCUUUCGAUGUUUUGGAUUCCCGAUUCCGAUAGAGUUCUUUUCACGCGAAACAUUUUAUUCCUCCAAAAGACCCCUCUUUCAUUGUUCGUUCUGUUUCGCAGUCCGCGGGACCGCGAGCAUGUGAUGAGAGCAUUGAGCUGUAAACGUUUAGAUGGCGUUGCCGUACAUUUUGAGGCACCUGUGGGGUCAAUAAAAAACUGCGAAAUCUACGAAAAACUCGAUGUGGAGCCAUGCCUUGGACGUAUUAUUUAAGACAUUUAUAAAUAUAUAGUUUAGAUUUACUCUGACAUUUUUGAGGAAUGGCAUGAAGAAGGGGAAAGCGUGAGGUUUUACGCUGCAAUCAGUUAGAAAAGCCAUACCCUCUCUCAACAAAUAUGAGCACAACUCGAUACAUGAUAUUAGAGGGACAAUUUUUAUAUCUCCUACCUCCACCUCUGGCUCUGACAACUUUCUUAUCAACCCUAGACUCGUCGAAAACGAAAGCCGGAGAAGAGACUCGCCUCCUGGUGGUAAACCUACCAGAGUCGCCCACAGGACUCAAGGAGUUCCUGAAGACAGGUAUACCGCAAGAUCCAAGUGCCUUGGUUGACAUCAACGUUGUCCGAUCUGGAGUGGCAUAUGCCGCUUUUCGGACCGCCCAGGCUGCUUUUCUCUGCGCUCGCGCACUCAGCGGCAAGCGUCUCGGGGCUGCAAAGCACAUCUCUUUUUACGGACCGGCAAGAGGAUUCUAAAAAGUCUGCGCUGACACACUGCUGCACCCAUCAGCACCUUCAUUCAGGGAGAGCAUCUGGUCUUCAAGGUGUAGAAGGAAGACGUAGGACAUAUAUCAUUCUGGUGACUACGACAACAUCAACAUUAGAGUAACUAGUUCCAACGAAGGACAUCAGCAAACAAGACCAAAAGUGGUUUGUUCCUUCAUACACACCUCGCGUGGAACUUCUCGCCAUUUAGAGAUCCACCCUUGUUGUGUUAGCUUUGAAUUCUCAACUGGAAACCUCGCGCAGUCUUUCUCUUUCGUCGUUCUUCA
Messenger RNA from Amoebophrya sp. A25, 2075 nucleotides. The record is from the annotation of a GenBank genome assembly. Lineage: Eukaryota; Dinophyceae; Syndiniales; Amoebophryaceae.